GCUCCCCGGCGGAGCGAGGGGCGGGCGGCCACAGCUCGCCGGCCCCUCCGCCGGCGGAGCCGCGGUACCGGCGCCUCGCCUCGGGCGGCGAGGGGCAGAGCCCCCGCCCCCGCCAUGGAGAGCGGGAUGCCGCUGUCGGGCGGGCAGCGGGCGCUGAUCCGGGAGAGCUGGCAGCGGGUGAGCGGCAGCCCCGUGCAGCACGGCCUCGUCCUCUUCAGCAGGCUGUUUGACUUGGAUCCUGAUCUGCUGCCCCUUUUCCAGUACAACUGCAAGCAGUUUGCCAGCCCUCAGGAGUGCCUCUCUGCCCCUGAGUUCCUGGAUCACAUCAGGAAGGUGAUGCUGGUGAUUGAUGCUGCUGUGAGCCACCUGGAGAACUUGUCCUGCCUGGAAGAGUAUCUCUGCAACCUUGGCAAGAAGCACCAGGCAGUUGGUGUGAAGGUUGAGUCUUUCUCGACUGUCGGCGAGUCCUUGCUGUACAUGCUGGAGAAAUGCCUUGGUGCUGCCUUCAGCCCAGAGGUGCAGGAAGCUUGGAGCAAACUCUACAAUGCUGUGGUGAAAGCCAUGCAACGUGGCUGGGAGACCCUCCCAGAAGGAGACUAGAUCCUGCCAGCCAUCCCUAUCCCUGACCAUGCAGCAGUCCUGAGCACAGGGAGUCUCAUGCCACACUCGCUGCCUCUCCCCACCUCUGUCUUUCUGUGUGCCCAUGGCUGCCUCUGCCACUCACACGUGCUGCUGGGCUCUCACGUGGUUCCAUCCUGCUUCAACACGAGCGUGUCUCUGCCUUUGCUAAGGGCUGGCAGGGCAUGUCCCUGCACUGAAGCCUGGCAGUGCUACAGCACAGGUAUGCCACCCUGCCCCAAGUUCCUUCAGGAACACUAACACCCAUGUACCUACUCUGGGUUUUAGCUUGCUCAUCUUCCCUCCUCUUGCUACCCACCCUAGGUAGGUGACAGCUGGCAUAGGCCUCUUGGGCUUAUUUGCCCAAAAUCCUAUUUGCUGUGCUUUACCUGCCAGGUCUGACACUGCUCAGUCUUCCUGUGCUGCUGUACCUGGUCCAGCUGUGGCAGAGACAGAUUUGGCUCCAUCCAGGUUAAAAGGCAGCAAGAGAGCGAGGCUGGUCACACUGUGUGGCUGUCCUCAAACCUUGCAGAGAGUUUUCCCCCUCUCCCUUCAUCAAUUUGUCACUAUCAGAUGGUUAAUCCUGGUGCUUUUCUCUGCCUUGCCUCUGACCUGGAUGGGAUCCCUGGUUUUUCCCGGUGUCAGGUUGGCCACAACCCAGUGGGUUUCCUAGGGAUGCUUCAGGCAAUAGUGUCACAUUAAUCCCAAGGCGAGACUGCUUUUGGCAGGGUUGGGCUGCCAGCUGAAAGGCUUUGUGUUGAUUUGGCCAGCUGGUUUAACCUUAGAGCCAUCUGAAAUGCAGCAGCAGCAGUAGCAAUGUCUGUUUACUGCUGUGUGUUAAGGAAAAUAAAAUAAAUCCAAGGAAAAGAUGUAUUAAAAAUGAAGGUUGUAAUCGUGUCAUAGCAACAGCUUCCAGAAAUUCUGGCUCUUGGCCAGAGGAAGCAUAGCUGGAAUCUUUCUGUUGAUGCCGUCAGAAUCUGGAGCGCUUCCUAGCUGCUCACAGUGCCCAUCUGCAGAGUUCCUCACCCUCACAGGAAUGAGGAGAUAGCAUCUGCUAGAAGAAAUCCCAGAAAACUGCUGAGAGGCAGCACCUGAGGGCUCUGUGAAGGGGCUGAACUUGAGCACUUUGAGGAAGAGUUCAUCGUUACAGGGAAGUCACUGUGGAACAAGAAGAACAAUGCCACCAUUAGCCCCAGAGAAGGACAUGGAGCAAUUAUUCAGUUACAGGCAACACCCUUUUUUUUGCUUCUUCUUCAGGACAGGAGAGGCCUAGCAUUGGGGUCUGAAAUGGUCCUGCUCUGAAGACACAUUCCUCCUAUUCUCAGAUGUCCUCCACUCUGGGGCAGGAGAAGGCUGCCUGCUCAAUGUAGCUGAAGUCUCCUAGGCCCGCACCAUGGAGGGGGUGAUGGGGCACCCUCUAAGAUGGGUCUCUAGCGCCCUGCCACCAAGCCUGAUGGUAGCCAUGGGCUACCAUCAAAAAAAACCCUCCAGCUGUGUUUGGCAGGGAAGCUAAUAGGUAUUGUGAAACAGGCAGUGAACAUCCCCAGGUUCCUUGUCCCCCAUGGUGCCAUGUUCUGCCUUUGCAGUCCUGCAAUGUGGUGGUGUCCAUCCUGGCCCAUGGCUCUCUCCAUCAGCUGGGUCCCAUUCUUGCACCCAGCAGUGAGGGAUGGAGGAGCUAGGGCUGAGGCGAGACACUAGCUUUGAUGGCACAGUAUGGGGCACGAGGGUUUGGGAAUGGGGAUGUCCUCUUUGCAACCCUGUUAUGGGGUAUCAGCCUUCAGCAUCAUGGGAGUGGGACACCCUCUGGCUCCAUGCGACAAGUAGGCAGCUGUGUGAUGGCUGGGCUGUGGGUGUUACUGCCCAAACCAUCCCUGCUCCCCCUAGCUUUCCCAGCUCCUUGACUUCUGCUCUUCUGUGCUACAUUUUGUGUAACUCCCAAGAGAACUGGUCUGUGUGCCUCUUAUACCCAUCUGUACUGUUUAUUAAAAAACAACAGUGAGUCUGAG
Vidua chalybeata is the source of this 2624-nucleotide messenger RNA. It is a transcript of the gene NGB, whose product is annotated as neuroglobin. The record is from RefSeq and is a predicted model, not a curated record. The coding region runs from base 115 to 600 and encodes 161 amino acids. NCBI's taxonomy places the organism in Eukaryota, Metazoa, Chordata, Aves, Passeriformes, Viduidae. The transcript has 4 exons. Gene Ontology annotation, molecular function: heme binding; oxygen binding.